UGGAUAUUCGUUAUUUGCGGCUGAGCCCAACCCCGCCGGGGCAGACAACUUUGUGGAAAAAGUGGGGAAUUAGUGCAAAGUGUUGCACGUUUUUUUAAGCACCGCUUGGCUGGCUGCCUCUGCUCUGUUUCGUCACUAACAACAUGCAAGUGGGAAUUAUAUAAAUGCGCCGCCUUUCAACUCGGCCGAUGGGCAACAGAAGAUUUCUGCCAACUGACCGCAACAGCGACUGGGGCCAAGUGCUAUCAGGCCGCUGCUAAAGAAGUCAAGAUAAACGCGCAUUUGGGUCAUGGUUAACAGCGCACGAGCGCAUACUGGUUUUUACAUUGCCGUGUGGUUUUUGUAAGUCGCGGAAUUGCCAAAAACUUUACACAAAUCGAUGACCUGCAAGUUGGCUAAUUUAAUUUGGAGCCGCUUUCGGCCCGGGCCCGCAUUCAACCAAAUACAAAUAAAUGUGCGCAUGUCUUCAAGAUAGGCGGCAACUGUCUUUCUGCCUUAACUAUUCUGUCCCUGCAUCAAAAGCUUAGCAAAAACGCCAUCGCCCACGGGCCAUGGUCCAACCCGAACAGUAGAAAAUCCAUCAAUCAUGCGUUUUAAUGAGCGACUCAAAGCCGGUUUAAAUUGGCGCCAGCGCAACGAGAGUAAAAGCAACUUAGCCAAAUUAAAUCCGGUGCCCAAUUACCCUUACCUAUAACCAUGUACUUCCAGCUGGUUGCGAUGCGAACAAAGCGCCGGAAGCUGCUGGUCUGCUGGGCAGCCUUGCAGGCGGGCAGCAGCAUAUUCACCUAUCUGUUGCUUUUGCUGGCACAACAACAGCAGGCAUUGGCCGGGAUUGUGCCGCCGCCGUGGAGUGACCCGGCAAAGAAUCCGUGCGCCAGCAUGGCCGGCGGCUGGCAGCUGCUCUACUGGACGCCGCUUAAGAAAUGCUUUAAGAUCUUCACACUUGGCUACCCCUGUCCGGACACCAUGGAGCUGAGUCCCACGCCAAUAAGCGCCAAACGGAAAGAUGUGCCCGCGGCCGAGUGCCGCUGCCCGCCGGGCACGGCGCUAAGUGCUCUCACCGACGCUUGCCACAAGCUGUACGAGCGCGGGCCCUGCCAGCGGGGCGAGUACUUCCAGCCUCUACCAGAACAGGCCAAGAGAGCCGACAACCGCUGGGGCAGCUGCAAGCGGCCGCUGCACUGCGACGAUGGCAUGCUCUUCUGGCCAAAGGACGGAAAGUGCUACCCGAAACACUCGAAGGGACCCUGCAUUCGGGGCAAGCUGCUUGCACGCAACGAAGACGGCCUGGCCGAGUGCCGCUGUGAAGAUGUGGGCGAGCUGCGACCCUACUAUUACACAGUGGAGGAAUCCUGCUAUGAGCACUAUACUAUAGGACCUUGCUCGACACCGGGUCACAUAUUUUUACCCGGCGGCCGCUGCGACUGCCAGCGACAUCUGCCCCACUAUCACGCCCCACACCAGAUGUGCUACGAGCUAGACACUCCUGGUCCCUGUCCACCUGGCCAUGUCUUUCGCAUACCCGAUGAUAUCGAAGCGGACCAGGAACCGGACACGCUGCUAACCCUGCCGCAUGCCAAGUGCUUGUGCAAGGAGGGCUAUGUGCCCUGGAGCGACGGUCAUUGUUAUCGCCUCUACACACGCGGCCCCUGUGCAGUCAACGAGUUUGUGGUCAAUGAAACCUCCUGUAUACGUAACUUUUGCGGCAAGAACCGGCUCUACUUUCCCGCCGAGGACUCCUGCUACAGGAUCGGCUCACAGGGACCGUGCUCCCUGCACCAGGUGGUGGUAUUUGACUUUACGGCACGACCAUCCGUAGAUGGAAUCUCCUACAACGGCAUGUGUGGCUGUGCGGGCGUCAUUACAAACCUGGACCAGCAGUGCUCAGCCAGCAACGAUCAGGAGAAGAGCAUUUGCGAGGCCACGCCUGGCAUGGUUGAGAUGAAUGGCCAGUGCCAUAAACUGUACUCGCGAGGACCCUGCGGUGCCGGCCAGUGGCUGGAGCCGCUAAAAACGCAAUCGAUCAACGGCACCGCGCUCUUGAGCUAUGCCAGCAAGGCCAAGUGUGUCUGCCGGCCAGGCUAUACGCCGGCCGAAACAGAACACGGCGGAACGCACAACUGCAGCGCACCCAGCGUGAGCCUGGCGAGGUAUUUAACCAUCGAGCGACAGAACUCGAAGUUCCUCACUGAACCAAACAACCCACUUUCGUCCCCAGCUAUAGUUUUACUUUAGUCUAUCCCAUGUCGAACUCUUGGAUUUAUCUACCCAAUUCUCAGCGCAUGUCUAUUUCUACUUAUUUACCUAUGUUUCUAAGCUAUCUAUGGCCCGCAGUUUUCGAUGCUUUGCGAUUUCAUAUUAGAUCAAUCGAUUUAAUCGUUUCAUUUCCUUUUAGGUGGUUCUUAGAUAUAUUUGGCUAACGUUCGCAGCCAAAGCUUGGCUUUAAAAGACGCCAGGGUGGGAGAUUGUGCCAUGAAUGUAUUACCCCAGCAACUGUAUAAAUGUUUAAGUGAACUGUAGAUAAUAUGAAUAAACAUGUUUUAUGUAAGUCUAUCAUAUUAUGGUCCACGAA
This is a messenger RNA of Drosophila virilis, 2572 nucleotides long. The record is from RefSeq and is a predicted model, not a curated record. NCBI's taxonomy places the organism in Eukaryota, Metazoa, Arthropoda, Insecta, Diptera, Drosophilidae.